Populus trichocarpa (black cottonwood) is the source of this 972-nucleotide messenger RNA. RefSeq lists its product as uncharacterized. Bases 1 to 786 code for a protein of 261 amino acids. Lineage: Eukaryota; Viridiplantae; Streptophyta; Magnoliopsida; Malpighiales; Salicaceae. The transcript is spliced from 3 exons. The record is from RefSeq and is a predicted model, not a curated record.
AUGAUCGAGUUUGUUCUAGUUCAUCAUGCAAAUUUCUGCAGAUCCCUUCACGGUGUGUACUACAUAACUUUAUUGGCUAAAGACCUUAUUAAGGAUGAUGGUGACGAGAUAACUUAUCAAGCUAAGGUGAUCCACGAUGAUAUUCGAUCAGGAGAUAUAGAUGUGGAAAUUUUUAGGCCAAAAACAAACCCCAGUAAAAAAAAAUAUAAGAUUAAAAAAAAUGGUGAUGAUGUUGAAGAGGAGGAGGAGGAGGAGAAAACUGAAAGGAAAUACUGGGUGGUUGAGUUGGACGAUGGCUGGGACGUCUAUCAUGUAGUUGGAGGCGAACCUGAUGAAUAUACUCGGCGUUUGAAAUACCUUGAAAAGGAAGAAAGGGAUCUUUUGGUGCACUAUUCUGAGAUUUAUUGCGCAUCCGAUGGUUUUGAUCUUGUUCGUCCUCCUCCACCUGGCUACUGUUGGGCAUCCCCCAUUGAUAUUAAUGACUCUUCUCAACUCGGAGUUGUCAACAGAAUGGCCAUAUUUGCUGUCGAAUAUUACAACAAAAAAUACAAGAGAAAGGGAAAAAAGAUGGAGUUUGUUCGAGUUCAUCAUGCAAAUAUCACGAGAGCAAGUCGUGAUGCUUACUACAUAACUUUACUGGCUAAAGACCUGAUUAAGGAAGACGAUGACGAGGAGAAAGCUUAUCAAACUAAGGUGGUCCAUUGGGAGUUUCUAUCAGGAGGCGAGAGUAUAUAUGUUGAAAUUUUUAGGCCAAAAGCAAACCCCAGCAGUCAAGCUAUUAUAUAAUCAGUCAAGCAUGUUUUGAUGUGGCCAUUCUCUAAUUAAUGGCUGUCGCUUAUUGCUAAUAAUACUAUCAAUUAUCAUAAUAAUAAUAAUUAAAAAAAAAAAGCCUUUCAUGGCAGUCUUCCUGAACUUCAUUUGUCUCCAGUUACUUUGCAUGAAAGCAAGACUUGCAAACGUAAGCAAGCAACA